AAUUGUAAGCAUAUACUUCCUCGCAUCAAAGGCACUCUCAAAUAGGCGGGAAGAACCAAAACCCUACACUCCCCACUCUCCCUUGCUACCAUUUCUUUCUAACUGUCGACAAAUUCCUUGCCAUUUCUUCACUUUUGUGCUAAUCAAAUGGGAAUAAAGGGUUUAACGAAGCUGUUGGCCGACAAUGCGCCAAACUCGAUGAAAGAGCAGAAAUUUGAGAGCUAUUUUGGCCGCAAAAUCGCUAUCGAUGCCAGCAUGAGCAUAUACCAAUUCCUUAUUGUUGUUGGAAGAAGCGGCACUGAAAUGCUCACUAAUGAAGCUGGUGAUGUGACUAGUCACUUGCAAGGGAUGUUCUCUAGGACAAUCAGACUUUUGGAGGCUGGAAUUAAACCAGUCUAUGUGUUUGAUGGAAAACCACCAGACUUGAAGAAGCAAGAACUUGCAAAGCGAUACUCAAAACGAGCAGAUGCUACUGAGGACCUAAAUACCGCACAGGAGACUGGGAACAAGGAGGAUAUUGAAAAAUUCAGUAAAAGAACUGUAAAGGUCACAAAACAGCACAAUGAUGAUUGCAAGAAGCUUCUUAGACUUAUGGGAGUACCGGUGAUUGAGGCUCCUUCUGAAGCAGAGGCUCAAUGUGCCGCACUUUGUAAAGCAGACAAGGUUUAUGCUGUAGCUUCUGAGGACAUGGAUUCCCUUACUUUUGGAGCUCCGAAGUUUUUGCGCCAUUUAAUGGAUCCUAGUUCAAAAAAGAUCCCAGUGAUGGAAUUUGAAGUCUCAAAGGUUCUGGAGGAACUGAAUCUCACAAUGGACCAAUUUAUAGACUUUUGCAUUCUCUGUGGUUGUGAUUACUGUGAUAGCAUUAGAGGUAUUGGAGGAAUGACUGCUUUGAAGCUGAUUCGCCAACAUGGCUCGAUUGAGAACAUUCUGGAGAAUAUCAAUAAAGAAAGGUACCAGAUACCAGAAGAUUGGCCAUAUCAAGAAGCUCGAACGCUCUUUAAAGAACCAUCAGUGUUAACUAAUGAUGAUGAGCUUAAGUGGUCACCUCCAGAUGAACAGGGAUUGAUAAGCUUUUUGGUAAAUGAAAAUGGAUUCAACAGUGACAGAGUAACCAAGGCAAUUGAAAAAAUCAAGGCAGCCAAGAAUAAAUCGUCCCAGGGCCGGUUGGAAUCAUUCUUUAAACCGGUUACAAACACAUCGGUACCUGCUAAACGAAAGGAGACAUCUGAGAAGAAUUCUGCUAACAAAAAGACCAAGGCUGGCCCGGGUAGGAAAAAGAAAUAGUGUACAUUUGUUCUACCAGUUUAUGUACCAACUUCUACUGUGUAUGUUAAAUCUUUAAAUUAUUUUUAUACAUUAAAACAAAUUUCCCUCA
This is a messenger RNA of Salvia miltiorrhiza (redroot sage), 1375 nucleotides long. Its product is annotated as flap endonuclease 1. Bases 148 to 1284 code for a protein of 378 amino acids. The transcript has 17 exons. Gene Ontology annotation, molecular function: 5'-3' exonuclease activity; 5'-flap endonuclease activity; DNA binding. The record is from RefSeq and is a predicted model, not a curated record. NCBI's taxonomy places the organism in Eukaryota, Viridiplantae, Streptophyta, Magnoliopsida, Lamiales, Lamiaceae.